AUGAGAUACCCAGCGUUGUUGGUGAUCAUCGUGGCCCUUUUUGCAUCUAGCAACUUGGGCAGUCCUAUGCCACACAAAAUACUGGAAAGACGCAGCCCUGAUGGACAGACGACUCCAUCUGGUUCUCCGACGCCGCCAGCUUCACCAAGUUCCGGCUUAGGAACGACUACUUUUAGCUCUGAUGGACAGACGACUCCAUCCGGCUCCCCAACGCUGCCAACUCCGCCAACUUCUGGCUUAGGAACUACUACUUCCCCUUCAAGGUCACCAAGUCAGUUCCCGCCUCCGUCAAAAGCAGUGUCUCCAUCGCCAAGUUCGUCUGUGCCCCCUUCGCCUAGUGCAUCAAGCAAACCGGUAGUUGGUGGUCCUCGGGGUAGUUCACAAGUUGGCCCGAAUUCUCUUACAACGACCACUGCCUCCCCUACGCAACCACCUCCUCCAGGUACUAUGCCAACAACUAUCACCACCCAGCCACCGCCUCCUUCAAAUACUGGGCUAGGUACUACUAUCCUAACAUCAGCUCCUCCUCCAUAUACUGGACUGGGUACUACUACUCCAACAACUAUCACUACACCAGGGCCAGCUCCUCCAGAAGCUGGAUCAGGUACUACUACACCAACAACUACCACGACGACAAGGUCACCUCCCCCUCCAUAUACUGGACCGGGUACCACCACUACCUCCGCUCCAGUUCCGCCUGCAGGUACUUCUGCAAAGACAACUACCACACCUACUGUGCUGGCUACAACUCCAGGGACUAAGCCAGGAAUUACUACACCGACCACUUUCAUCCCCCCUCCGUCGGCUACAUCUGCAGGUCCUCCUACAACAGCCAGCAGCCGUCCUGCCCCUCCUCCCAACCCUGCGCCAGAUACUACGACACCAACCACCACCAUACCUGCAACAACUGGACCUCCGGAAACAACGGGAACAUCCGGCGGUGAUACUUCGCCAGGUGCUCCUCCAAACCCUGGCCCAACUGACGCUCCGCAAAAUCCCGCGAAGCCAGAUGCGGAAACAGGGUCAGACAUCACGACGACAUACGUAACAAUUGGAACGAUGACUACUUUCGUGAGCGCGGCUACUACACCUACCUCUCCUUCAGUAAACUUCAAUCCAGAUGCCAAUUCGACUACUGACCCUGGUGAAAACUCGGGCGACCAGGUCACAAAGUGGAUGACGACAACAAUGACAAUCACAGUGACCGUGACUGCAACAAACUUCAUAACGACCACUGUAACUUAA
Talaromyces rugulosus is the source of this 1245-nucleotide messenger RNA. RefSeq lists its product as uncharacterized. The record is from RefSeq and is a predicted model, not a curated record. Bases 1 to 1245 code for a protein of 414 amino acids. NCBI's taxonomy places the organism in Eukaryota, Fungi, Ascomycota, Eurotiomycetes, Eurotiales, Trichocomaceae. The transcript has a single exon.